AUGGGAGAAGAUGUUCAAGAUGUGAAUCAGAGAAGAGCUGCGCGAAUGCGUGGUGCUGAGCGGUAUAAAGUUAAAGAUGUUGAGUUUUCUAUUGAUCCAAACCUUUUGACAGAGAUGAAUUCCUCCCCUUCAAAUUCUGAGCAUCGUAGUCUCUCUUCCACUUCUCCUGGUGGUAAAAAUAAGAAUACAUUGAAUGGAGCAGCCACUGGUGACACCCAGGCAGUGAAUGGAGUAGAUGAUUCCCAACAAGCACAUCAAGAUAUAGCAUCGUUGCUUCCAAAAAAACCUCAGGGACGUCCCGAACCAGCUUCCUCGUCAAAGCGAGAAAAACGAGGACGGCCUCGAAAAGAUCAGACUCCAAAUACGUCCGCUAGAAAAAGUGAUAUAGCUACAACCAAGCGACAGCCUUAUGCAAAGACAGAGAGUGCUAAAAAACGUUCCAAGCAAGAGGCUGCUCGGAAAUUGUAUGAACCCUUCAUUCAGCCUUAUCGUCCCAAUGAAAAAUCACCGAGUAACCAGCAGGAAAACGAGAAAUCCCUUUUAUUAGAACAACAGCAAUCUGAACAAAACUAUGAAGCUGUGCAUGCAGACUCAAGCAUCAGAGCCUUCGUGAGUUCAGAGGCUCCUCAAGAACGUAUCCCCUCCCCAAUAUCAUCUUCCGUUCAUAAUAUCCAUGAUAAAGACAUAGGAAGAGAAGAUUUACCCAAAAAUGUGCCUCCUGUUAACUUACCAAUAAAAACAACUUCGGCUUUUAAGGAGCUCUCACCACCGCAAGGAACGGAUGAAUUGGUGAGCAUUGAACUGACGAAACUAUCCAAGAACGCGAAUGGGAAAAAGAAACUGAAUAGUUUUGACGUAAUACAACAGCUAUUUCAGGAACUGCUUGCAGAGAUUGAACCAGGAGAUCCAUAUCUUUUGAAGGUGAAAAAUGCUUUUGGUGAGCAUGUCUCCGUAAGGCUUUUGGAAUUCAUUGAUUUGUUGGACGUAAACCAAGCUCUAUAUUCAGCUUCUAGAAAGGCAGCGAAAGAAAAAUUUGCUUUACAACAGGAGCUGUCCAACGUUCGACAGGAAAGACUUGCUCUUCAGAAUAAAAAGAAGAAUUUGCGAUUAAGUUAUCGAGAAACCUCUGAUACUUCCCAAAAAUUAGAGAAUUUGGAUGAAUUCUUAAUAGAAUGUGAAUCCCUCAAGCGAUUGCUAGAUACUGAUGAUAUCGAUUCCUCUGAGGAUGCAGAGAUUUACUCAUUGAACGAGUUUUCGAACGCCCUAUGUGGUGAAAGGGGCAUCUACGAGCAAUUACAGGAGUUUAAACAGUUGCUCGAUACUGUAUUUCGAGGGCUUUCGAUUUAA
Molecule: messenger RNA, 1347 nt
Organism: Schizosaccharomyces osmophilus
Lineage: Eukaryota; Fungi; Ascomycota; Schizosaccharomycetes; Schizosaccharomycetales; Schizosaccharomycetaceae
Gene: mis17
Product: CENP-U-like protein Mis17
Exons: 3
Coding region: 1-1347 (448 amino acids)
Source: RefSeq, a predicted model, not a curated record